UAUAGUGACAAAAUGAAAUAAGAGACGAGAGUGUUCAACCCCGCAAAACCAAAACAAGCCUGAGAUAAUCACACCAUUAAACAAAAUCAGAAAGUAGGAAAAAAAGAAAAGAAAAGAAAAAGAUGCAGCUUUUGCCCCUUUAGAUUUUCGGUUUAUAAAUACUGCAGAGAGAGGGAGAGUGAGAGAGGUCUGGUUCCCCUGCAGCUUGCCGGUUGGUUGUUUUGUGUCCGAGAAAAUGGCCUGGUUUCCCUCCCUUUUCCUUCUUCUCUCUCUAGCUCUGCUUCUCUCCUCUCACUGCAAUGCCACCUUCCGCCACCACCGCCACCCCCGCUCCGCCGCGCACAACUACAGAGAUGCCCUCACCAAAUCCAUCAUGUUUUUCGAGGGCCAGAGAUCGGGAAAGCUCCCUCCUACUCAGAGAAUUACUUGGAGGAAAGAUUCGGGCCUCUCAGAUGGCGCUGCAAUGCACGUUGAUUUGGUGGGAGGAUACUACGAUGCAGGGGACAACGUUAAAUUUGGAUUUCCCAUGGCGUUUACUACGACGAUGCUUUCGUGGAGUGUGAUCGAGUUCGGAGGCCUAAUGAAGGGAGAGCUGCAGCAUGCCAAAGAGGCCAUCAAAUGGGCCACUGACUAUCUCCUCAAAGCCACUGCUCAUCCAGACACCAUCUAUGUGCAGGUUGGAGAUGCCGGAAAGGAUCACGCUUGUUGGGAAAGGCCCGAGGACAUGGACACACCAAGAAGCGUGAUCAAGAUUGACAAGAACACCCCUGGCACAGAAGUUGCAGCUGAGACUGCUGCUGCUCUUGCUGCUGCUUCCUUAGUUUUCCGGAGGAGUGAUCCUAAUUACUCCAAGGUUCUUGCAAGAAGGGCGAUUCGGGUGUUUGAGUUUGCUGAUAAGCACCGGGCCGCAUAUAGCGUGGGUCUGAGGCGUUACGUGUGCCCUUAUUACUGCGAUUUCUCCGGCUAUCAGGAUGAGCUGUUGUGGGGUGCUGCUUGGCUGCACAGAGCGACGAGAAACCCGACUUAUCUGAGCUACAUUCAGGCGAACGGGCAGACGCUAGGAGCUGAUGAAACUGAUAACACAUUUGGUUGGGACAACAAGCAUGUUGGAGCUAGAAUCCUUCUCUCCAAGGCGUAUCUCGUCCAAAAUGUCCAGCCUCUCCACGACUACAAAAGCCACGCCGAUAACUUCAUAUGCUCUCUGCUCCCGGGGACGCCCUACUCCUCUGCUCAAUACACCCCCGGUGGUCUGUUGUUCAAGAUGAAUGAUAGUAAUAUGCAGUAUGUGACUUCCACUUCUUUCCUUCUCGUGACCUACGCCAAGUACUUGACCACGUCGCGUAGGGUUGUGAACUGCGGUGGCGCCAUCAUCACCCCGAAGAAGCUUCGGGCAUUCGCCAAGAAUCAGGUGGACUACUUGCUGGGAGACAAUCCGAUGAAAAUGUCGUUCAUGGUGGGGUACGGUUCGAGAUAUCCGGUGCGCAUCCACCACCGGGGCUCGUCCCUCCCGUCGGUUAAUGCUCAUCCGUCCAAGAUCCAAUGCUCUUCCGGCUUCUCGGUGAUGAGCUCGCAAUCGCCCAACCCUAACAUCCUAAUCGGAGCGGUCGUUGGUGGGCCCGAUCAGAACGACCGGUUCCCGGAUCAACGGUCCGAUUACGAGCAAUCGGAACCCGCCACCUACAUCAAUGCACCUCUAGUUGGAGCAUUGGCAUAUCUUGCACACUCAUUUGGCCAACUUUAGACAAUGCCAACUUACUAGUCUAAGAAUUUAUCCCCCCCUUUUUUUUUUCUUUUUUAAUAGUUCUCAAUUUAGUAGUACUAACUAAUUAUGUGAGUUAAGGCUCAGGGGGCUGCAAGAGAUGUACUACUGUGUGUUGUGUGUGUGCACGGUGGGGCCCCUGUCUGAAGUUAUUAUAUAGUUUGAAAUGGUCUUUUAAGGUUAUAAGUGAAGUGUGAAUGUAAUGAAUGCAAGCAUGGAAUGAAUGUGAGUUUCGUGCCCUAGACGGCGAA
This is a messenger RNA of Salvia miltiorrhiza (redroot sage), 2010 nucleotides long. Its product is annotated as endoglucanase 17. Gene Ontology annotation, molecular function: hydrolase activity, hydrolyzing O-glycosyl compounds. The transcript has 8 exons. Bases 236 to 1741 code for a protein of 501 amino acids. The record is from RefSeq and is a predicted model, not a curated record. Gene Ontology annotation, biological process: carbohydrate metabolic process. NCBI's taxonomy places the organism in Eukaryota, Viridiplantae, Streptophyta, Magnoliopsida, Lamiales, Lamiaceae.